AGUGGAACUCGUAGUUGUAGAGCCCAUCUACUUCCUCUUCCUCGAAGCUGUGAUUACAUAUGCAAUCACACUGCUAGAACUUCUUUUGGCAAGCCGUAGUUUGAUCUUUUCCUGGCUUUUGCCGUAGUCAGAAAGCAGGAUCGAUCUGGUUGUACAGACUCUCUUUUGUCAGCACUUCGUCUAGCCGAACCCAUCGUGAUUGUGAAAAAUACAAGAGAAAAGACGAGCACGCGAUUGAUAAUGGGGGCGAAAGGCAAGCACAGUAAAAGCUAUGGGGAGAACGCUUUUACAGGCUCCUCGGCGUUUCUCGAGGCUGUUGACGACAACAACGACCGACGGAUGGCGAACACCGCGGAGGGCAGCGGUUCUGGCACGAGCAAGGGGGGCGUGUCGUCCGUUUCGUUUUCUCUCGCGGUGUCCCCGACGGGAUCAAGUGUGAACUUGGGAACGUACAACAAGCACGCGAACACGUUGAAAGCGGAGGUGUUUCACCCGGGUAGCGACCUGGCGCCGGUGGCCUCGGGCAACUACAAGUACAUCUUCCAGGACCAGCGAUUUCAGUACGAGCGCACGGACUGGUUUUUCCACUCGCGCACGGUGGAGUGCUCCGGCCGCAACCUGGCCUGGGAUUUGAACCUGUUCUCGUCCGCGCACGGGAACAGCCUGGAUCCGGGCAGCGCGAUUCCCGCCGGGGCCGUCUACGGCAUCUACGGCGCCUGGUUUUUACUCCACGUGCUGCUGGUCGUCGUGUUCAAUCGCACAGGGCCGUCCUCUUCGCAGGGAGGCAACAAGUACUAUGCGGGCUACAAGCCGAAACAAAAGUUCCGAAGCUCCUCCUCCUCGGCGAUGGGACCCGGGGGUGGCGCUGCGCCGAGUGCAGCGACAACCGCGGCCGAUCGUGGCGCAAACGAGUCGACGCAUUUACUGGGCGCAAAGGAAGCGUUGGGACGAGGAGGGGGCGAAGCCGCGGAACAGGGAAAACUGUUGCAAAACAAGGACAAUAAAGCCUCCGCCGCGGUGGAGAACGGCAAAGCCGGCCGUCGGAGCAGCCAGCUGCAGCGGCCCCAACCCGCCUCCGUGGGCGAGGUGUUCCAAAUUGCCUUCACGGGGUCCCCCGAGGUGAAGACGCAACCGCGGAUGUACUACCUCGACUACACGUAUGGAAGCGUCAGGUUUGAAAUCGUCAAAGUUGAAAUAAUUUGUAAUGCAUAAAAUGCAUGACCCGAGGCACGUGUGUUGCAGAGCAGGCAAGUGAAGCCUGUUUGGGGUUACAGCUCGAGCUGCUAAAGUAACAUGAGAAAAUCGCUCUUCUUUGCGUAAACAGCAUGACAAAGUGGAUCUAGGGACCGCCGAAAUUUGUCUUGCGCCACUUAGAAACUGGGUCCCAACUGGCAUCCAUUUUAUGCAUGACAAAUUAUUUCAACUUUGUCGAUUUCAACUCUGACACAUCCAUAACACGCGGUUCGUUUGCGUCGCGGCGACCAUUUGCAUGCAUCUGGAUGGGUACCGGUACUCGGUGCGCAACACCGGGUUCGUCCUGUUCUGGGUGAUGCCCUUCCUGUUCCUGGUGUCCGGCAUCGGGCUCGCGAAGAGCCAGCGCGGGUUUCCGCUGUACGUCAUCAAGCUGUGCGUGCUGGCGCUGGUGGGGAUGGGCCUCAACGCGCUGGGGCAGCUGAUCGAGUUCGGGUCUCUAACGGGCAAUCCCGACCUGUGCGUGACCAGUGCAACCAUCGCGCAGAUGUGGUACGUCCUGGCGGUGCUGGUGGCGUCGGUCGUUUGGUUUCCCUUCAAGCUGAUGCUGCAGACGGUGCGUGAGGCCGACGCGGCGGCGGAUGCUGCGCAGCAAGAAGCCCGCGCGGGGACCCUCACGGACACGGACCAGGAGGGGACUGGGACCGAGGACCAGAUGGUGAACCGGGCGCAACUGAAUCCUGAGGCGACCGUGUCGCGCACGCCCGCACUGAGUGCAUUCUGCGUCUCCUUUCUCCUGUUUGCCGGGCUGCUGUUGGCGUCCGCGUUUUUGCCCGCCGAGGACGGCGGUGCAGCCAACCGGGACGAACGGCUGAAUUGGGGCACGGCCCGUCCCUACAAGGUCUUCGGCUUUUUGGGCAGCGAACUCGCCGCGGGGCUGGUGCUGGUCUCGCUCACCCUGCUUACUGGGGACCGCGGGUACUUCUCGUGGAUCUUUGGCAGCUGGGUGUUCUUGAGUCCCAUUUUUUUUCCAGCCGAGUACCAAUUCUUCACCCAGACGGUAUUGAUGUUCUUCUGGGCGGCGGUGACCUUUGAGAGGCCGCUGUACCACACGGACGCGCUCCGAACCUGGUUCCGCGCAUAUUGGUUCUUUACGGCCCUGAUCGUGCUCGGCCUCGUGUACGUGGACCAGAUCGGCCGCUGCGACAUCUACCCCGCGCUGUACCUCUGGGAGCGUGCCCGGUGGUUCGCCGCUACCGCACUGUUGUGUGUGAUGUUCAUGACAGGCACGUUUGCCAGCGACGACCCCUGUGGGUGCACCCGGUGGACCAACUAUUGGGCCCUGUUCGCGUACCUUUCGUGCCAGUUCGUCGGGAACGUGUUUGCCAAACUCGGCCCCGGGAAGUGGUUUGGCGCUCCCGUUCUGUACUUGAGCAUCAUUCCCUUCAUCAUUUACUACCAUUUCCUGCCGGACCGGCGGACCGCUGCGGCGCAAACCGGAGUCACGCGGGCAGCGCGCCGCGACACGGGCGAUACCGGAGCCGUUCACAGCGAUUAGCUUCUCUUUGAAGCAAUGGGAUCAGAAGCAAGAAUCAAUAUGAUUCGUUCAACAUGAGCAUGAUCAUGACGUCUGAGAACCACGGGCACCGAAAGAUGUUGUAUGUUUGACUACCUAGUAGGUGUGAGUGACCGCUUGAGUUGGACGAGAACAUGCAAAAGCUGGCAAUGGGCGCACACUUCUAAGAUCUAUAUCAUGUGUAGAGUUGUUUCUAUAUUGAUGCGUCUGCUCCUUUUUCUGAUAAAGAUAAACGUAUAUAAGCAUUAUGUAUCGAAACUAGGAAAAUAAAUACGAAUACCAAGUUAUUAACAGUUGGUGCACAUGAUCAUCAAACAAAAACUGCAUGAUGUACAAAUGCUGCACCUAUUUGUAUUCUGGUUCUGGUGCUCACCACUAGCAAAUAAAUUUAGUAAUCCCAGUGAAUCUCUUGUACAUUACGCUUCAAAGUUAUUUCGCAGAUGCACAGCAAACGUCAAUACGAUAUUCAGCAAGUUGUAGACGCGCGUCCGUUUCUAUUUUCUAAUUUCGCUACCCCAUUCGCGGAAAUACAAGCGGGAUGGCGAGAACACUGGCAAUGGAUCUGCUGCUAGUUCGCAUUGCGGAAUUGAAAACGGAAAGCUGGCAGGGGUUCCACCAUCGGUGCGCCAACUGUGAUUGAGCAUUUCGGUAAAGCAAAUGUAUUUGACCGACAUGAUAUCACAAUUCUUGUUCUCGCUCAGUGCAAGAAGAGAAAUCUAGAAGCAUUUCGAUAUCUAUGACACAUCAAGGCAGGAACCGCCAGAAAAAA
Messenger RNA from Amoebophrya sp. A120, 3536 nucleotides. The record is from the annotation of a GenBank genome assembly. Lineage: Eukaryota; Dinophyceae; Syndiniales; Amoebophryaceae.